UUGUCAUACCAUUGACAAGCCACGCUCCUUGACGAGGGAACUGUUUGAGUCACGAGUCAGAUUUUGUUAGAGCAUCAUGUACUCAGCUCAUGUACUCUCGUCUAUGCUGCUCUUUAUAGGAUGUAUUCAGUCAGCCAGUAGCAGGGCUGUUAUUGAGAUACAUUUCAUAAGGUACCAGGCGAGUUGUACGGAGGAUGCUGGCACCAGAGAGUGUGAUCCAAAGUUUACUUUCUGUUUGAAGAGAGACACGGAUCCAAUGAGCAUCAGUUCAUGCUACUAUGGAUCAGCUGGAGAGAGCAGCCACUAUCAGGACACCAACGACAUCGAUUUUAGUUAUAGAAAGGACGUAGGCGGUAUCCCCAAUCCAUGGAUUAUACCCCUUGAUAAAGAUCUGGGGAAGUCAGUUUUAUUUGUCAUUCGAAUCAGGGAUGAUGACAUUUUUGGAGAUGAACAUCUUCAAACCUGGGGUACAAAUCUCAGUGAGGUUGUCUACCCUUCCAAAGAUGUCGCACAGUUUACCACAAGGGAAGCAAGCAGUGGGGGAUACAAGAUAAAAUUUGAAAUACGGAUGUAUUGUGAAGCAAACUACUACACCUCCAAUUGUUCUGCCUACUGCAAUGUUCAGGGCAACUCUACUGUCCCUUUCACCUGUGAUGCUACAACAGGAAACAAGGUCUGCACUAAAGGUUGGACUGGGGUCAACUGUACAGAAGACAUCAAUGAGUGUAGCCAGCAGAUCUGUGAAACUGGAGCAUGUGAAAAUUUGGUGGGAGAUUACAUCUGUCACUGUCCCACUCAUUACACAGGUGACAUUAGUUACAAGCUUUUAUACUUAGCUGUUUAG
This is a messenger RNA of Physella acuta, 844 nucleotides long. RefSeq names its product protein serrate. The record is from RefSeq and is a predicted model, not a curated record. NCBI's taxonomy places the organism in Eukaryota, Metazoa, Mollusca, Gastropoda, Physidae. Gene Ontology annotation, biological process: cell communication. Gene Ontology annotation, molecular function: calcium ion binding. Gene Ontology annotation, cellular component: membrane.